This is a messenger RNA of Hypoxylon fragiforme, 1951 nucleotides long. RefSeq names its product acid protease. NCBI's taxonomy places the organism in Eukaryota, Fungi, Ascomycota, Sordariomycetes, Xylariales, Hypoxylaceae. Gene Ontology annotation, molecular function: aspartic-type endopeptidase activity. Bases 500 to 1807 code for a protein of 435 amino acids. The transcript is spliced from 2 exons. Gene Ontology annotation, biological process: proteolysis. The record is from RefSeq and is a predicted model, not a curated record.
CUCUGCACUCGAGACACAACUUGCAUCACAUCCAUCAUGGUUCCCAUGAUCGACCUUGGCUAGCUUGGCUAGAGCUUGUUUCUGAUCUUUACGAUCUUAACGUAGAUCGAAUGAUGGCCUACCGGCCUUAAUCCCUACACCCCUUUUUGUUGCUGGCUCUUCUUGGACUUCAAAAGCAGAACUCUUGGCCUUCGAUUUCUUAUUUUUUUUUCUUCUAUUCUUCAAUUCCUAUGGAACCUGUUGUCCGCGACAACAUUCAUUCAGCAGUUGUUUCUUUCUAGUUUCCUUUCUCUCGUUGCUUGUCAACCUUUACCUUCGCCCUUCUUUGUAUAUUCUUACAUUUUUUUCUUAAGCCGACCCCUUCUAGUCGAACCGUCAGACGGGUUGGAUCUUUUCUUUCCAUAUCACUUCUUUCGUUCAAACCACCUGGUGUGGUCGUACUUAUAUUAUUCGCAUAAAAAACUUUAUACUUCUAUUCUUUCCAAGGGAUUAUAGGAAGAUGCAGUCUUUCGCUAAAUUGGUUCUCCUUUUUGGGCUUCUAGCCUUAUCUUCUGCUUCGCCAGUGAAGAUUCAAAAACGAGGUGUAUACAAGGUCGAACGUGUGGCGAACCCGAACUACACUGGUCGCAAUGGCCCUCGAGCGCUACUGAAGACUCUCCGCAAGUACCGGAUGCCAAUUCCAGCCUCCGUCGCAAAUGCUGCGCAGCAACAGAGCGAGAUGAUCUCCAAAAGAGAACCUCGCCAUAAGAAGGGUCGCAAGGGAGGUGCUGCUGGGGCUGCUGCUGGGGCUGCCGCUGGGGCUGCCGCUGGGGUAGCUGCGUCUAACGGAACUGGCUCUGUUACAGCCACUCCUGAGGCCAACGAUGUUGAAUACCUUUCUCCAGUUAAUAUUGGUGGACAGACUUUGAAUCUCGAUUUCGAUUCUGGUUCUUCCGAUCUGUGGGUUUUCAACACCCAGCUCAGCAAUGCCGCGACCCAGGGUCACACGGUCUACGAUCCUACCAAAUCCAACACUUUUGCCUUAAUGCAGGGUGCCUCAUUCCAGAUAUCUUAUGGAGAUGGCUCAGGCGCGGCGGGAAAUGUAGGGACUGACACUGUGGAUCUUGGUGGUGCCACUGUCACCCAGCAGGCUAUUGAGCUGGCCACCGCCGUUUCUAAGUCCUUUGUCGAAGAUACGAACAACAACGGUCUACUAGGUCUUGCAUUCAGCAGCAUUAACACUGUCCAACCGCAGCAGCAGAAGACGUUCUUCGACAACGUCAUGCCCUCGCUCGCCGAACCCCUAUUCACUGCUGAUCUCCGUGCACAAGCAGCUGGCGCUUAUGAAUUUGGCACUGUGGACACUUCCAAGUUCACCGGUGACAUGACUUGGGUUCCUAUCAACAACACCGCUGGCUUCUGGCAGUUUACCAGUGAGCAGUUUGCUAUUGACGGUGGCGCGGCACAGACUUCUACGGCUGGGGCGCAGGCCAUCGCUGACACCGGUACCACCCUUCUUUUGGCCGAUCCCGCAGUGGCGAAGGCAUACUAUGCGCAAGUUGAUGGUGCUGUAGAUGACCAGGAGCAGGGUGGCUUUACGUUUCCCUGCGAUGCCCAAUUGCCCGAUCUUCAAUUGGACGUUGGUGGCUCUAUGGCAACUGUCAAGGGCACUGACAUCAACUUCGCACAGGUCGAUCAGCAGACUUGCUUCGGAGGUCUCCAGGCCACACCAGCUGGCUUACAAGUAUAUGGCGAUAUCUUCUUCAAGAGUAACUUUGUCGCUUUCAACGGUGGUAACAACUCGAUUGGGUUUGCGCAGCAUAUUUGAACGUAACUACGCUUAAUGAUUACCCAUAUAUCUCUCGCUUGUUUACGAGCAAACGAUAGGUACGAACUGUAUAUACGAUUUGAGGAUUUACUUUCACCGGUGGGGAUGAGUUAGGAUAUAGUAGGCAUAGAGAACGUGCUGGGA